This is a messenger RNA of Naegleria gruberi, 1953 nucleotides long. RefSeq lists its product as uncharacterized. NCBI's taxonomy places the organism in Eukaryota, Heterolobosea, Eutetramitea, Acrasida, Naegleriidae. The coding region runs from base 1 to 1953 and encodes 650 amino acids. The transcript has a single exon. The record is from RefSeq and is a predicted model, not a curated record.
AUGAAAACAAAUCAACAACGAAGGAAGCCUUCGAUUUUCUACGAUACAAUUUUUUUAUUAUCGGAUGGCUAUUUUUUUAUUGAUCAAGUGCUUCCGUUCUUCUGCUUUGCAGAUUUUGAAAAUUUAUUUCUCACGUGUAGGGAGGUGGCACGAUUGGUGAGCAAACAGCACCAUGUUCGGUAUUUGGUUAGAGUUAAUGAACAGGCAUUUAAGUGUCAUCAACGAUGGAGUGAUUUUAAUAAUCAUCAUCAAUAUAGGAAAAGGGAAUUUCCAUCGUUGUUGCAUUUUGCGGAUGGGAUAAAGAUUUAUCUGGAAGUAGUUGGAGGAUUAGUGGAUAAAGUUAUUGAAUAUUGUGGAAAGAGUAACAAGUCAUUGAGUAUUUGUUAUAGAAACAACUAUUAUUCGAACCAUGCCGAGUUGAUGAAAAAGCUUGAUAGCCCAUCAUUCAAUAGGGUUAAUACUUUUGGAUUGUUACAGGCUGAUAUCGAUAGUUAUGAACCAUUCUUAAAAUUGUUUGCAGGGAAGAAUGUGAAGAAGAUUGAACUUUCAGCAGGAUAUUUCAGGAAUGAUUUCAUUUCUAUCACAAAACCAAUUCUUGAAAAGAUUAAUUUUGGAGAGGUGCAUUUUUCCAUUUCCGGCUUUUAUUACUCUAUCGCUAGUUUGGCUGAAACCUUAUCUAAAAUGGAUGUGAAUGAUAGAAAUAAGAUUAGGAUUACAAUAGGCAAUGGUUGUACUAUUACUGGAAGUGAUUAUAGUUCCCUGAAGAACUUGGCGAAUUUAUUUCAAUUUCAAACAAUCACUAUUUCAGACCCACCUCUAGUAUCUCAUCUUGUUGAUUGUAAUUUUAGUUUGUUUGCGAAUUCUUAUAAUGUAGAGGCAAAAUCACUUACAAAUAUUGAAGAUGUUGCUUUUCCCAAAUUCUCAAACAACAAACCACCUAGUUUUGAAAUGAAGUAUAUUGAAUUAUCACUCACACCUACGAAUGUUAAUAACUUUCAUGUAUUGCACACAACAAAAUAUUUAACCUUAUUAACCAUGAAUAAUUGCUCUAUUGAGUUUUCUAAUAUAGAAAAACUAGAGUUGAAUCUACUUCAAUCUUUGAAAUUGAAUAAGUGCUCAUUUAUGAAAAAUGGCAUAGAAUCUAAUAUUGAAUUUAUUGAAUGGAUAGAUACGGAAAGGCUUAUAAAUUUAACAUGUGAAUUCCUCAAGUUGAAAAAGAUUCCUAAUAUCAAGUCAAAAGCACUUCACAAUUUGAAAAUUAGCAAUAAUGAAAUCGAAACUAUUGACCUGGAAACUUUGAAUAGUCAUAAAUAUUUGGCCUAUCUGGAUUUGAGACACAACAAAUUGAGUGAUCCAGAUAAUAUUAACAUGAUUGUUGGAAAAUAUAGUCAAUUGGAUUUGGAAGGUAAUCCAGCUUUAAAUAAUGUGAUGAUUGACAAGAAGAAAUUAGAGGUUAUUACUGAUUUCAAAUACAAUACCAAUAGAGGAAGUAAGGUUAUCACAAGACCUCUAUUUUCAGGAACAGACACGGAGAUUUUCAAAUCAUUCAAAUCAGCUCUGAAAAGAAACAAGAACACUUUGCCUCCAUUCAACAGCAAGGAGGACCUGAUACAAGUAAUAGAAAAUCCAAAAAAGCUCACUAGCAUUGAAAAUACGAAUGUAAUAUUCUGGAACAAUAAUUAUAGCAACAACCAGAAAUCAUUUUCUUGUGAUGGAAAUUUAACUCGUGUUGGAAAAAUUUCUUCACACUUUUGUCAGAUUGCAAUUCAUCUCAAUUCAAAAUUACAACAUCAAUAUGGUAUGAAGUGGCUGCUAUUUGGAUUUAAUGAAUUCAACGUAGAGCCAUUGGAUAAUGAAAAAGUAAUGUCUCAACUUUCGUAUAUUGUUCAUGAGUGGUCCUUCAUGUCUUCACACAUUGAAUUUGUUCGGGAAUUGAGAAGAACAUAUCCAUAG